AUGAGUGCUUUCGAAGAAUUUAAUACAAUAACAAGAGCUUUUUCAGAUAACACAUACGAUAAUCCCGAAAUAUUUAUAGUCAGGGCACAUGCAAUUGAAGGAAAAAAUGCUUAUAAAAGCCUACAAGCAUGUAAGCGUGCUGAAGCCAUGUAUAUACAAUCCAAAGAACCAAUUCCGGUUGAACUUUUUAAUAAAAAAGGCAACAUGCUUUAUAAACUUG
Molecule: messenger RNA, 220 nt
Organism: Racocetra persica
Lineage: Eukaryota; Fungi; Glomeromycota; Glomeromycetes; Diversisporales; Gigasporaceae
Source: the annotation of a GenBank genome assembly